This is a messenger RNA of Pieris macdunnoughi, 1011 nucleotides long. NCBI's taxonomy places the organism in Eukaryota, Metazoa, Arthropoda, Insecta, Lepidoptera, Pieridae. The record is from the annotation of a GenBank genome assembly.
AUGCAGCGCUUGCGCACCACAUUCAAACGAUCCCGGACUCCAACGCCCGCCGAUAUGAAGACGCAGAGCAGCCUCGAAGUGCCAAAGCAGGUGCGAUCGGCUUCGUUUGAUGAGAUUCAGUUGGGAGCGGCCCGUGGCGCAAACGCCAGUACUUUGCUUUCUGUGCCACAGCCUGGAGCGCGAAGCCGUUCCUUUGACUCAGCUGGAUCUGAUGACUCCGGAACAUAUUUGGAGGUACCGCGGUUGUGGUCUCGACGUCGAUCAGGUAAAGGAACGCCACCGCCAUGUGUCCACUGUCGGCAUAUGGAGACAUGGCUGGCCCGCCAAAGCGAGGAAAGAUCCACACCUGAAAGAUUACCACCAUCAUCAUCAGCCGAAGACGACGACGAUGAUGAUGACGAAAGCGAUGUGGAGGUACCGAGAAUACAUCUGGCACCGGCACCACCGCCGCGAAUGCUUCUACCAACACCAGUACAAUCACCACCACCUUCUCCGGGUGCACCGUCGUUUGAACUGCAACCACCUGUUGAUGAACCACCUAUAGUUCCACAAAGACGACGCUCCAUAUCGCGGCAGGAAGCUUUCUUCGUAGAACCAACGGGGAGCUCCCUCGAAAACGUACGGGCCUCAGACGAAGCUAAUAAUGCGCCAAGAGAUUCAAUUGUACAUGAUAUAUACUUAGCAGUACCAGAACUAAAACGGGAUCGGGCAGCUUCAGUCGAUUCCUGCUUUUCCAAAGUUUCUGGUGGCAGGGCAGAGGAGUUGGGUCAGGGUGGAGAUUCCCUAACUGUGCCUGGGACGAGCCUUCGUUCUCGCUCUGUGGAUAUUGUGUUGCCAACCGCUGAACAGUCACGAUAUAAGGCACUCGCCCUCACCGCUGCGCAGGAGCCUCUGUCGCCGACAUACGACCAGCCGCGAGACGAGCCUGAUAUUCCUGUGCUUCAAGUUUUGGCCAGCUUUAUAGCGGCAAUUUGCUCUAGGAAUAACGCAAUCACGGGGCUUACCGUGUAA